AUGAUAAGAGAAGAAGUUGCGGUUAAUGUGCAACGAGAGUUUGAGAAACGGGAUGCCAAGGAUAAAGGCAAAAAGACCGAGAAGGAGAAAGAUGUGGAAGUAACGGGAGAAAGGGUUUACAAAAAGAAGUUCACUUUUAGGGACUUCGAAGUAUGCCACCCACCGGAAUAUCACGGUGACCGUGAUCCCAUCGUUUGUACUCGGUGGAUAUCGGAGAUAGAAGGGGUUUUCCGUACUAGUCAAUGCCCCUCACAUUUGAAAGUUAUAUUUGCGGUGGGUAUGCUUAGAAAUAGUGGAAAAAGAUGGUGGGAUGGAUUGUUGGCCAUGUUCUUCAAAGAGUUUAGGUCGGAGGCCGAAGUAACUAAAUUGAGAAGUGAAUUUCUCAAUGAUUGUCAAGGGAGAUUAAGCUUGAAUGAAUUUCGCGCUCAAUUCUUGGAUAAAGCACAAUUUUGUUCGGAAUUUCUUGAGAACGAUCAAUUGCUAAAAGAGCAAUUUUACAUGAAAUUGAAGAAAAGCUUGAGGGAAAAGAUAAGCUUGCGUCAAAUGGAGUCUUUUUCUAUGUUAGCGGAUGUGGCUCAAGAUCAUGAGAUUGAGCAGACGCGAGUGGAUAAGGAUGUCACGGGAAGAAAGGUUGAGAGUACCGAUUCCCCAAACAAGAAACCUAAGCACGUUGGAAGUUCAAGCGAAGGAUUUGCAAAGAACGACAUUCCUUUUUGCCAUCAAUGCAAAAGGAUCCAUUCAGGUGUGUGCAAGGCAUCAAUGAAGGGUUGUUAUAAUUGUGGAAAAAUGGGGCAUAUGAGUCGAAAUUGUAAGGCGGGGUCGGAGAAGCCGAUCAUGUGUUUUAAAUGUUUUGAAGGGGGACAUAUGAGGAGUUCUUGUCCAUUGCUAACUGAAGAGGAGAGGCAAGAAGAAAGGAGAAAAGAAGUGGAAAGAAGGAAUGCACAAGCUUAUGGAAAUCAACAAGGUAGGUCCUUCCAACUUACCUUAGAGUAA
This is a messenger RNA of Erigeron canadensis, 993 nucleotides long. RefSeq lists its product as uncharacterized. Gene Ontology annotation, molecular function: nucleic acid binding; zinc ion binding. The transcript has a single exon. The record is from RefSeq and is a predicted model, not a curated record. NCBI's taxonomy places the organism in Eukaryota, Viridiplantae, Streptophyta, Magnoliopsida, Asterales, Asteraceae. The coding region runs from base 1 to 993 and encodes 330 amino acids.